Messenger RNA from Blepharisma stoltei, 1344 nucleotides. NCBI's taxonomy places the organism in Eukaryota, Ciliophora, Heterotrichea, Heterotrichida, Blepharismidae. The record is from the annotation of a GenBank genome assembly.
AUGGUUGAUUAUUAUAAAAAUAUGCAAAUCUUUGUCAAGACCUUGACUGGUAAGACCAUCACCCUUGAUGUUGAGUCAUCAGACACCAUCGACAACGUAAAAGCUAAGAUCCAAGAUAAAGAAGGGAUCCCACCAGAUCAGCAAAGACUCAUCUUCGCAGGAAAGCAACUUGAAGACGGAAGAACUUUGGCUGACUACAACAUUCAAAAGGAAUCAACCCUCCACUUGGUUCUCAGACUCAGAGGUGGCAUGCAAAUCUUCGUCAAAACUUUGACUGGAAAGACCAUCACCCUCGAUGUUGAAUCAUCAGACACCAUCGACAACGUCAAAGCUAAGAUCCAAGAUAAGGAAGGUAUUCCACCAGAUCAGCAAAGACUCAUUUUCGCUGGAAAACAACUUGAAGAUGGAAGAACUUUGGCUGACUACAACAUUCAAAAGGAAUCAACUCUUCACUUGGUACUCAGACUUAGAGGUGGUAUGCAAAUCUUCGUCAAAACUUUAACUGGAAAGACCAUCACCCUCGAUGUCGAAUCUUCAGACACCAUCGACAACGUCAAAGCUAAGAUCCAAGACAAGGAAGGUAUCCCACCAGAUCAGCAAAGACUCAUUUUCGCAGGAAAGCAACUUGAAGACGGAAGAACUUUGGCUGACUACAACAUUCAAAAGGAAUCAACUCUUCACUUGGUCCUUAAUCCUCUUAGUUACCAGCAGAUAAUUUUUACAUGCAAAAUGCUCUAUUUUUUAUAUAUAUGAAGCUAAAAAUAUAUUUUGUGUCGCAAUCUAUCUGGAAAGUUAGACUCAGAGGUGGCAUGCAAAUCUUCGUCAAAACUUUGACUGGAAAGACCAUCACCCUCGAUGUUGAAUCAUCUGAUACCAUUGACAACGUCAAAGCCAAAAUCCAAGACAAGGAAGGCAUCCCUCCAGAUCAGCAAAGACUCAUUUUCGCAGGAAAACAACUUGAAGAUGGUAGAACCUUAUUCUAUUUCCCAUGAAUGUUUUUUAAAUAUUAAAUUUAAACUAUAAAUGCGCAUAUGUAUAUAAAUUGGUAUAGCUGACUACAACAUUCAAAAAGAAUCAACUCUUCACUUGGUACUCAGACUUAGAGGUGGCAUGCAAAUCUUCGUCAAGACCUUGACUGGUAAGACCAUCACCCUCGACGUUGAAUCAUCAGACACCAUUGAUAACGUUAAGGCUAAAAUCCAAGAUAAGGAAGGUAUUCCACCAGAUCAGCAAAGACUCAUUUUCGCAGGAAAGCAACUAGAAGACGGAAGAACUUUGGCUGACUACAACAUUCAAAAGGAAUCAACCCUCCACUUGGUGCUUCGUCUCCGUGGUGGCCAAUAA